This is a messenger RNA of Chionomys nivalis (European snow vole), 1407 nucleotides long. Its product is annotated as gasdermin-D-like. The record is from RefSeq and is a predicted model, not a curated record. Gene Ontology annotation, molecular function: phosphatidylinositol-4-phosphate binding; phosphatidylinositol-4,5-bisphosphate binding; phosphatidylserine binding. Gene Ontology annotation, biological process: defense response to bacterium; pyroptotic inflammatory response. NCBI's taxonomy places the organism in Eukaryota, Metazoa, Chordata, Mammalia, Rodentia, Cricetidae.
AUGUCAUCCUUGUUCUUGAGGACUACGAAGAACCUGGUGAGAGAGCUGGGCAGGAAGGGCGAGCUGGUGCCUGUGGACAGCCUGAGCAGAUCGCCUCGCCUGCGCCCCUUCUGUCUGGUGAGGAAGAAGCACAAGCGUUACUUCUGGCCGUGGGACACGCCCCUCAUCCCCACAGACUUCUCCCUCCUGGACAUUCUGGAACCUGGCUGCCGCGACCCAGAGGUGGAUCACAGCAGCCCCAUCAACAUCUGGGAGAAGGCAGCCAGAGGGCUAACAGGGGCCGUGAGCCUGAGCGCUGGGCUACAGGGCCAGGUGACGGGAAGCAGCAGUUCCACCUGCAUCUCUGCCUUGGCAGUACGGACGCUCUGGGUUUCCCCUUGUACCUGGGAGAUGCUGCUUGAGGAGAGGAAACUGCGGUGGCCUAGGCCCUCCUUCCUCCAGGAACUACAGAGCCGGAAGGAGAGGGAGAACCUGUACGUGGUAACAGAGGCUGUGGAGACCCUGCAAGAGGCCGUACUUCAGAGCCGGGGCCAAAUGCUAGGAGCCGGGCAGCUGUCCCUCCUACAGCUGGGCAACGUUCAGGUCCAGGUUCAGAGCCACAUGGACACAGAGAAAGUGGUGAGCAUCCCACAGGGCAGUAUACUGGCUUACAGGGUUCUGCAGCUGGUGUUGGAGGAAGAUGGCUGGGCUGUCCUUUACUUCCCUGAAAGAAAGCUCUGCAGGGACACCAGGAGAGGCAUAGCCGUCAGCCCGGACUCAGAGGAGGAGUAAUUCCAGAGCUUGCAGGACCAAGCGGAAAGCCAGUUGCAGGACCUGGCCACACUGUCCUCAGAGCUACGGAACACAUUGCUGGGUGCCCUCCAGGAGCUGCUACAAGACUGCCAGGCACUCCAGGAGCUGGAAGACACGUUGGAAGAGACUCUAGACACUGGCUUGCUGACACAGCUGGAAGGCCCUGGGGGCUUUGUCUUAAGCAUCCUCCAAGACCCCGUAGGCAACUUGUUGUGCUCAAGAGGCAGGGCUAUCCUCUACAUUCUUGGAGCCCUAGCAGCACUGAGUGAACCCCAGCAUUGCCUGUUGGCCCAGUCCAUAGAGAGACAAAUCCUAGCUGAGGAACUGGAACUGAUGGCAGUGAGAACUUUCAAAAUUAUAUGUGACAUGCUUACAAGAGUGCUGCUACUGUAUGGUGCACAGUGAACAAGGCCACACAGAGACGUUAUGCAGAGUAACACAGGACUUGCUGUUCUGCCUUGCAUUUCCUGCAGCUUUCCUAAGCACCCCCCCCCCAGUCCCUGCCACCACAACAUGGCUCACACUGGUCAGGCUCCAGCCAACUGCACCUGUUGGAACAUGCAACAAUUAAAAGAGGAGUCUUCAACAAAAGAAAAAAGAAAAAUUAAAAAGUAA